Molecule: messenger RNA, 1341 nt
Organism: Haemonchus placei
Lineage: Eukaryota; Metazoa; Nematoda; Chromadorea; Rhabditida; Trichostrongylidae
Source: the annotation of a GenBank genome assembly
AACGACGAUAGCGCCAUAGCGCCUAUUCUGGCCUUAUCAUGGUUCUCUGCUCUGAUAACCAAUCUGCCCGGCCAACCACCUGCUAACUUCAAGCAGUACGCUGGAUACUAUACAGUCGGACCAACAAAGAAUCAUCAGCUGCAUUACUGGUUUGUUGAGUCUCAGAAUAACCCUAGCACUGAUCCAGUUCUUGUGUGGUUGACUGGUGGCCCUGGAUGUUCCGGCCUAUCUGCUCUGCUGACCGAAUGGGGGCCGUUCAUGGCCAAUCCUGAUGGAGCGACACUGUCUGUGAACCCAUACUCAUGGAAUAAGAACGCCUCGAUUCUUACUUUGGAAGCUCCUGCUGGUGUUGGUUAUUCAUUUGCCACUGACGGAAACGUCAAAACUGAUGACGAUCAGACUGCCAGCGAGAAUUGGGAAGCUUUGAAGGCUUUCUUUGGCGAAUUCCCACAGUAUCUGAAAAAUGACUUUUAUGUAACCGGAGAAUCUUAUGGAGGUAUCUACGUGCCCACUCUGGUACAGACGAUUCUGGAUAGACAGUCCCAGUUCGCUAUAAACAUCAAGGGCUUCGCGAUUGGCAACGGUUGUGUGUCCGACAAUGACGGCACCGACGCACUGAUCAACUUCGAAUACGCUCACGGAAUGAUUGAUGACAACAAAUGGCAAAGAAUCAAAUCACAGUGUUGCAACAACGAUACCGACAGCUGUCCGUUCCACUCCUUCAAUGGAUUAGACUCGUGUUCAUUAUUCGUACAGCUCACAACAAUGGCAGCAUGGGAAGGUGGAAUAAAUCCAUACAAUAUGUAUGACAGCUGUAUCAAUGUUCCUGGUAUCGAAGUGUCCAAACGAUUCCGGUUGGACUAUAAACAGCGUACAGGAAAAGACCUUGAUGUCUCACAGGUACUCUUGUCUUCCGUUCCAUGCAUGAAUGAGACUGCUGUGACUGUAUAUUUGAAUCGUCCAGACGUUCGAAAAGCGAUAGGGGUUCCCACUACCGUUGGGCCAUGGUCCAUUUGCAGUGACGAGAUCAGCAACACCUACAGAAAACAGUAUGGUGAGAUGGACACACGAGUUAUGAAUGCACUAGGGCAAGGACUCAAAGGAAUGCUCUACAGCGGUGAUGUCGAUAUGGCAUGCAAUUUCUUGAUGGGACAAAGAUUUUCACGCAAGCUUGGGUUGAAGAAACACUUCAUUGUUGAUGGACAGAUUGGUGGUUUCCACACGCGUUACGAUGGUCUUGACUUUGUUACCGUUAGGGGUGCUGGUCAUAUGGUGCCCACUGAUAAGCCGUCUGUUGCAUAUCACAUUAUCAGCUCGUUCCUCUUCAAUCAGCCGUUCUGA